AUGCUGGUCGCGAGUGCGAAGAAGCCGCUGGCGGGCGCGGCGUCGCCGCGUUUCGGCGCGGCGCUGUGCGGGAAGCGGGCGCGGAGCGGACUGGAAAGCGAGCGAUCCGGGCUCUGCGGCGCUCCCCAGCGGCUCUUUUUUUUGCAGAAACUUUCCCAAGACGGCCUGCGUGGUGAGGCGAGCUUUGAAAGUCCCUGCUGCGCGUUUGCAGCCACUUCUCGCGGCUGUGCAGCGAGCGCCGCGAAGGGCCGGCUGCUCGCGCUGGCCCGCAGCGCCGCGCAGCAGCAAGAGCUCUUCGACGGCUUCUCCAGAACUGCCAGCGAGCGCUGCGAGCCGCUCUUUGAAGUCCUUUCGGAGCUCUCUAAGGCUCUCCGCGAGGACUGCGGGCUGGCCUUCCCCGCUGCUGCUGCUGCGCUGCAGCAGCUGCAGCGCAGCGCCGCAGGCCUUUCCCAAGUGCUGCAGCGGCUCGCGGCCAGAAAGGCCGCGGGGGCCCUCGAGGCCCAAAAGCUCGAAGGCCAAAUUCAAAACUGCAGCGCCAGGGCCGCUCUGCUGCAGCAAACAAACCCGCAGGUAAAAAGGCCCUUUUGCUUCUUUUUUUCAAGUCUUUGUUGCUUUUUUGUUGGAUUAUUUGUUUGUUGGAUUCUUUUGUUUGAAGGAUUCUUUUGUUUUUGGAUUCUUUUGUUUGUUGGAUUCUUUUGUUUGAAGGAUUCUUUUGUUUGA
This is a messenger RNA of Eimeria necatrix, 720 nucleotides long. RefSeq lists its product as hypothetical. Lineage: Eukaryota; Apicomplexa; Conoidasida; Eucoccidiorida; Eimeriidae. The transcript has a single exon. The record is from RefSeq and is a predicted model, not a curated record. Bases 1 to 720 code for a protein of 239 amino acids.